ACCAGCAUCAAGGACCUGCCAGUGUGAGAAACUUCCUGUCACAAGGCCAUCCCCACGGGGUCACCUGCCCCUGGGUUGCCAGUCAUGAGCAUGCAGGAAACCCUAACAACAGCGUCAACCGCGCCUCAAGCUGCAGGCCAACCCUCGAGCUUAGGCUCGAAGUUCACAAAGAGCUCCCCCGCCGCCUGGAAGUCCAGGGGCCCAAAUCAGGGGCCCAAUGUGCGUCUGAUGCGCAGGAUCAUCGCCGAGGAUGCUGAGUGGUCACUGGCCAUCGUCCCCCUGCUCACAGAUCUCUGCAUUCGACACAUUGUCAAGAACUUCCGGAACAACCCGAUCCUGACGCAGCUGCUCCCCGAGCACCAGCAGAAGGUCCUGCGCCAGCUGCCCCCGGACCUGCCGCUGGCCGUGACCGCCAACCUGAUCGACGACGAGAACUACUGGCACCGCUGCUGCGAGCAGCGCUGGCCCGUGUGCCACCUGGACUGCCACGGCGGCAGCUGGAAACGCCUGUUCUUCGAGCGGCACCUGGAGAACCUGAUCAAGCACUUCAUCCCGGACUCCACGGACCCCGCCGUGAUCCUGGGCCUGCUGCCGCUCUGCAGGAACUACGUGCGCAGGAUCCGCGUGGACCAGUUCCUCCCGCCCGUGCAGCUGCGGCCCCCGCCGCACAGCGGGGACCAGUCGGACUCGGGCAGCGAGGGAGAGAUGGAGGAGCCCUCCAUGGACCACUACCAGCUGGGCGAGCUGGUGGCGGGCCUGAGCCAGCUGGAGGAGCUGGACCUGGUGUACGGCAUCAAGGACUGUGGCAUGAACUUUGAGUGGAACCUCUUUCUCUUCACUUACCGUGACUGCCAAUCGCUGGCGGCGACCAUUAAGGCCUGCCACACCCUGAAGGUGUUUAGGCUGACCCGAAGCAAGGUGGAUGACAACAAGGCACGCAUCCUAAUUCGCAGCCUCCUGGACCACCCGGCCCUUGAGAAGCUGGACCUGUCACACAACUGCAUCGGGGACCGUGGCGCACGUGCGGCCGCCAAGCUGCUGAGCCACAGCCGCCUGCGUGUGCUCAACCUGGCCAACAACCAGGUGCGUGCGCCUGGCGCCCAGUCGCUGGCUCACGCCCUGGCACACAACACCAACCUCCUCUCCCUCAACCUGCGCCUCAACUGCAUUGAGGAUGAGGGCGGCCAGGCACUCGCCCACGCCUUGCAGACCAAUAAGUGCCUCACCACGCUGCACCUUGGUGGGAACGAGCUGUCGGAGCCUACGGCCACACUCCUUUCCCAGGUGCUCUCCGUCAACACCACACUCACCAAAAUCAACCUGUCCUGCAACCACAUAGGACCGGACGGCGGGAAGCAGCUCCUGGAAGGCAUGUCAGACAACAAGACGCUCCUGGAGUUUGACCUGCGCCUGUCCGAUGUAGCCCAGGAGAGCGAAUACCUCAUUGGCCAGGCCCUCUGUGCCAACCGCGAAGAAGCCCGCCAGCGGGGCGUGAAUCCCAGCCACUUCUCGGCACCACUCACUGCCAAGGGCCCCGAGAACCCUGUGGGAUAGGAGAGGGGCCAGGGCUGGGGCAGUAACCACCCUGGGCCACUGCCCUACCCCCACCCCCCAGGGCAUGGCCCCUCGUGCCUGCUGCAGAGUGUCACACUGGAACACGGGGAGUGGGGGAGACCACGAAGAUCCUGGAGGUGGGAUCAAAGGUUGAGUGCAUGUAUACAUAAUGUUUCCUGUUAGGAUUAUGAUUGCCAGGAUGUAAGUUCCCCAUUCUAUAUAGAAUAAUAAAA
Myotis davidii is the source of this 1787-nucleotide messenger RNA. It is a transcript of the gene TCTE1, whose product is annotated as t-complex-associated-testis-expressed 1. Gene Ontology annotation, molecular function: protein binding. Lineage: Eukaryota; Metazoa; Chordata; Mammalia; Chiroptera; Vespertilionidae. Gene Ontology annotation, biological process: flagellated sperm motility. Bases 85 to 1554 code for a protein of 489 amino acids. The record is from RefSeq and is a predicted model, not a curated record. The transcript is spliced from 4 exons. Gene Ontology annotation, cellular component: sperm flagellum.